Messenger RNA from Linum trigynum, 3235 nucleotides. Lineage: Eukaryota; Viridiplantae; Streptophyta; Magnoliopsida; Malpighiales; Linaceae. The record is from the annotation of a GenBank genome assembly.
CACACCGAUACCAGAUCAGAUUGCGUCUUGGCUUUAUAAACCCUGGCUUUCCUUCUCCACCUCCAAUCGAAACUGGCUGCUGCUAGCUAGGGUUUCACAUUUCAUAGCUCAGAUUCUCAGCUUGUAGUUAUCGUUACGGCAAUCGCUAUGGAUUUCUCUAAGAAACGGAAAGUCGACGAAUUCGAUGUUCCAUCCUCGCCGGGAAAUGUCGUCGCGAACGCCACUGCCGCAGCCGCUAGCUUAACCCUAGAAGACAUCAGGAAAAUCAUCGAGCCUUUCACCAAGGACCAGCUCCUCGACAUCCUCCAACAGGCCGCCGUUCACCACUCCGACGUCCUCGAUGCCAUCCGUUCCGUGGCCGACAGUGACGUCACUCUUCGCAAGCUCUUCAUCAGGGGCCUCUCUGCGGAGACCACAUCCGAGACCCUCCGCACCCUCUUCUCCACCUACGGCGAGCUCGAGGAGGCUAUUGUCAUCUUGGACAAGAACACUGGUAAAUCUAAGGGUUACGGAUUCAUUACUUUCAAGCACAUCGAUGGUGCUCGGAUGGCGUUGAAAGACCCCAGCAAGAAGAUUGAUGGGAGAAUGACGGUCACGCAGCUGGCCUCUGCUGGGCAAUCUAACUCCGGAGGUGGUGUCGAUGUUUCUUUGAGGAAGAUCUAUGUAGGUAAUGUGCCUUACGAUAUACCUUCAGAAAAGUUGUUAGCAUUCUUCUCAAUGUAUGGAGAGAUUGAGGAGGGGCCUUUAGGGUUUGAUAAGUCAUCUGGGAAGACCAAGGGGUUUGCUUUUAUGAUAUAUAAGACCGAGGAAGGUGCUCGGGCUGCUAUUGCUGAACCAACCAAGAACAUUAAUGGUUUUCAAGUUAUUUGCAAACUGGCUGCUGAUAAUAAGAAAGGUAAACCUCAUGGAGCAGACAAUUCACAGAUGCAACCAAACCUACAGCAGCCCUCGAUGCAACAACUACAACAACCGCCUUAUGGCUCUGGCACGAUGCCACCAUAUGGAGGUUAUUCUGGUGGAGGGAACAGCAAUAACUAUGGGAUGAAUUCGUCUAUGCCAGGAGCAAUGGGUAAUGGUGGCUAUGGUGGUCAGUACGGAGUUUCCCAAUACGGGGGACCUGCUGUGGGUGAGUAUGGAAUGAAUACUGCAGGGGGCUCUAUGUUCAGACCUCCUCCAAGCUCUGCUGGUUAUCCAGAUAGCGGGCCUUAUGGUAUGACUCAGCCACACCAGCCGCCAUCAAUGCCGCCUAGACUUCCACCAGGGGGGAUGUAUCCUGGUGGCCCACCUUACUACUGAGGUAAUUGUCUGUUUUUGUUGGGUUUGCUGGUUGUUAUCUUUAUUGCCCUGGUAUUUUGUUGCAACCAUGCUAUCAAGGAUGACUUAUUCUGUAUUAUUUGUGUAUUUCUACCACCAGUUCUGUUAUUGAGUCUAGGUGUUGAGUUUACACCUCUUGAUUGGUAGGUUCAACCUGUUAGGUAUUUUCCAAAUCGGCAGGCCGACAUGAAUUCAUCCCUAAUGACUAUGGCCAUUCCAUUCUUUUGUUGGAAAUAGUAUGAUUUAAGUGAUUGGUCUCUUUAAAUCUAAGGUCUUUGGUAUAUAUUAUUGGCUGCAUAGUUGAGGUCUUUGUUCUAGCUGUCUGCUAUCUACUUUCACUGUCUUUUUCAAUGGUUGGUAAACUUCUUUGAUGUUUGACUUGUUUUAUGUUCUGAUAGGUUUUUGGUUCAGGUGUGUGACAGCUUCUUGGGCACAAUGCUUUAAAUGGUUGUCGUGAUAUCUCGUGAAUGCAGACACUGAAAUCUUUGGUUUGUUGUUGUGGACUGCUCUGUGCUCUUUUGUUGCUGCUUCACUCCAUCCCGUUCCAUGAUCUAGAUCUGUACUUCAUGAGAAGAACUAUAGAAGUUCCUUGUUGCUGUGCUGGAAUAUAUGUUCUGAUAGAUCUAGUUUAUGAAGAGGCCCUCUGUUUUUCUUUUCCGCCUUGGCUGUUAUUUGGUACUCGACACUGUCAUUGUGGCUAGAACGUUAUGUGAUUGAGGAAUCUAAAUUUUCGUUAGUGGAGAAUUGUUGGCUAUAUGUUUUUUUUUAUAUUUUUUAAAUUUUGUAUUGCUUUAUUUGUUUGAUAUCAUAACAAUUGCUCUGUUUAGGCCAUUCGCUUGUUAUGGUCAAAUUGAUGGUCUGAUGUGUUACGCUAUUAUGAGUUUCCAAGUCUUUGACUUUGUGGUAGCUGUUUUUCUAUGAUCUAAGUUUGAUAAAUCAUAUAAAUCAGAUUUAGUUUUAUGUCAUUGCAUUUGGUUGGAGUUCAGCUUUGACUACCGAUUGUCAAUCGCAAUGUUCUAUUUUUAUGUAAGCUGUAUUCUGCAAAAAUGCCUUGUUGCGGCUAUACUUUUGGUCAUGUCUCAUUUUGACCUUAAGAGUUAAGACUGUAGUUUCAUUUAGAGCUAUCCAGCUGCUAUGGUUAAAACUGAUGAUUGUUACCUUGAGUUUAUCUCGAUCCCCUCUUCUUAUCAUCAACCUGAUUUAGAUGAACUUUGUGUUGCAUUUAGGUGGGAGUUUGAGUUCCGCUUCUUAGAAUAACCAAUUGGACUGUUGUAUAUGUUACAGAAGCUUUAAGAUAUAUAUAUUUUGGUGGUGUGGCUAUCUGAAAUUGAUGUCCAUUAUUUGAUUAACUGAUGAGUGAAGGCUGCCUGCCUCUUGACUGACUGGGUUUCCAAGUAAUUUGUUGGACUUGAACACACUUUCCAAGGUUGUAGUUUGUAGUAUUUGUUGUUGCCAGUUUUUCCUGUAGGUGGUUGAUUUGAAUCCUGGAAUGGGGUGUAGUAGCUGAGUGCAACGAGUGAUUUGAUUGUUGAUUCUUGGUGUGUAUAAGUUCUGCUUCAGUGUAUAAAGUCUGUUUAGGGUGCCGCAUAGCAAGACUGGGUUUAGUGGUGGGAGAACUCUAACUAGCUAACUGUUGUGGCGGUUUGUUUUGUUGUUCUGACCUGACCUGACCACCACUGCUGGGGAGACACGGGAAUGUGCCCUAUUGACAUGCGAGCUUCCCUUCCUUGGGUAAGAGGUGCUGCUGCGGUUGGAAGGUGGUUGCUCAUUCUUAUACUAGUAUAGUGCCACUACUACUAUUGCGAGCCACUGGUCAUCGGCGGAGGGGCUUUGUCUGUGUUUAAUUGCAGCUGUGUAAUUGUAAAUUUUCCAUUCAUUUGGACUCAACCACUGUUUAAUGUAAUAUAAUCUCGUUGUAGGU